CCGGGUUCCGGGUUCGGGUCAAGCUCAGCUGGUGGCACAGCAACUGGCAACAGCAAUCCACUGUCCAACCAUACCCGAGCACCACCCUACAUCACAGCGAUGGCCAAGAAAGCAAAAUCGCUGAACCCGGCCGACGCCUUUCGGAAAGCUCAGCGGCAGAAAGAGAUUAAGCGGAACAAACUCGAUCGGAAGAAGGCGCGUGAGGAUGCUCACAGUAAAAAGGACUCAUCUGCUAUUCAGGCUGAAAUCAGUCAACUGGAGCGAUUAUCAAAACCGACUCUCUCCGAACAGAACCGACUAAAGGAAGCUAGAAACGAGCUAUCACUGAUUCUGAAAGCGAAACAGCAGAAGGGAAUCACCACCUCAACUGAUGCCACUCCAUCUACCUCAAAAGUGAUUAUUGAUCCUGCCACCGGCCUUCCUGCAGUCACAGGCCCUGAUAACCGUAACGAUGCAGACAAGAGUGGUCACACAUCAUCCAAUACCACCAAAUCGGGUUCCAACUCACGCACGAUGAAUUGGUUCGGUCCUGAUGGAAAAUUGCUUGAACCCGAGAAGAGCUUUUACUACCAUCCGGUGUUCAAUCCGUUUGGUGUUCCACCUCCUGGCAUGCCCAUGCGAAUGAAAGAUAGCUUGGACGUUCCAUCCGGCACCUCAUCUAGUGGACCUGUCUCCUCAGACCUUGGGCCCAAUGACCUCAGCCAAACUCAGCCAUCAACAUCUCGAAUCAUUGAAACAAAAGGCGUUUCUGAGAAGGAAGGCGAUAGUGAGAAUGAAAGCGAAGAGGAUGAAAGUGACGAAGACACCGAGAAUGAUGAAGAUGACAUCCCACUGCCUGAAGGUUCCCCUCCUGCUUCCGAAUCAGAAGACGACGAGAUUCCCCUACCCGACGGACCACCCCCGCCCAAGCCACUGCACAAACCACGCUCGGAUCAAUUAUUGAGCAGACCCACAGCAUUUUCUGAAAACAUUCGAAUUCAAGGACAUCAUCCCCAUUCUGGUCUCGCGCAGUCUGCCCCUUACUUUCCACCUCCGAUCAGCCUCGUUCCGGGCUUACCUCCUCCGCCUAUGAUAGCUGGGAUGAGCAUGAGGUCAUUUCCGUUGGGACCCAAUGGACUACCUCUACCGCCUCCCCCAAUCAAUCACUUCCAUUCCCUCCCACCUCCACCCACCUCGGCAAAUCUUCCAGCAAAACCGGAGCUUGCGGCUGGUCCCCUUAAGGGGGUACCCACUCCUGGUGCUGCGACUCCUGCUCCCAAACCUACCAUCCAGGCCAGCGCGACCGUGACGGCUCUUCCUCAGCUGCGAGAUUUGAAACGAGAAGCCACGAGCUUUGUACCAGCGGCGAUUCGUAAGAAGCGGAAAGAACUCGAUCGACGGGCUGGGCUGGCUGGUCUGGGUGAUGGCAAUCGUAUCCAGGCUGCCCCCAGCUCCCUCGACCCAGCCGGUGAAGAUCCAUCCGAGUCCAAGGAACCCAAACAAGUGACCACCACCUUGUUGGCGGCUCUAAAGCGAGAUGGGGUAGUUUCAGAUACCCCAGUUUUGAAGGGACCUGUAGGCUCGGUAGGCGCUGAAAAGGACGAUUACGAAAAGUUUGUCGAAAGUUUGGGAGAUGUACUGUAAUAUACCAUUUGCAGCAAAGAAUAGAAUUAGCCAAACUGCCUGCACAUUGUACUACAAUUUGUUUCUUGAACCCGCGGGUGUCUUCCGCAUAUGGGCCUGUCCAACCCCUUAUGACUUCAGUAGUGAUAAGCUAUCCAGCCUGGAAGAGGGGUGUCCACGCCCCCCUCCCAGGAAAAAAAGGUGGCAGGAGAGGGUCAAAGCCAACAUGUGAAUCAGAGAUGGACAGAUGGAGCAGUGAAGCCCUUCCAAUAUCAGCUUGUGCUGUCCCUUGCAAACUCAUUGUAUGUUCUUACACAUUCUUGAUGGAUCAAAAUCCAGCGGUUUGGAAGU
Messenger RNA from Puccinia graminis f. sp. tritici CRL 75-36-700-3, 1953 nucleotides. RefSeq lists its product as uncharacterized. Gene Ontology annotation, biological process: mRNA cis splicing, via spliceosome. The coding region runs from base 100 to 1623 and encodes 507 amino acids. The record is from RefSeq and is a predicted model, not a curated record. The transcript has 3 exons. NCBI's taxonomy places the organism in Eukaryota, Fungi, Basidiomycota, Pucciniomycetes, Pucciniales, Pucciniaceae. Gene Ontology annotation, cellular component: spliceosomal complex.